Messenger RNA from Cuscuta epithymum, 1147 nucleotides. The record is from the annotation of a GenBank genome assembly. Lineage: Eukaryota; Viridiplantae; Streptophyta; Magnoliopsida; Solanales; Convolvulaceae.
CUAGCCCUGUCCUUAAAGCGGCUGGUGUCGUUUGGGUACUGCAUCAGUGCAUACCUUCCUGAGUUCUGGUACAAUCGCUCGUUUCUUUGAAGUUGAAAAGGUCCAACCUCUUCUAAUCUGCCCACUAUUCCCCGUCCAAUGGCUACCCGGAACGCUAAUCGCCGCCGACCUUCCGCUGCCGACGGACCCGUGAAGACGCCAAUGCGUAAGCCGGUAUUCGUUAAUGUGGAACAGCUAACACCCGGGACUAGCGGCCAUAACCUCACCGUGAAGGUCUUGAACUCUACCACAGUGCUCGAGAAGAAGCCCCGCAAUACGACGUCGUCUCUGACUGGAUUCCGUCGCCCUCCUCUGAACACUCGCAUCGCUGAGUGCCUCGUCGGUGACGAGACCGGCACUAUCCUCUUCACUGCCCGUAAUGAACAAGUUGACAUGAUGAAGCCAGAAACCACUGUAAUUCUCCGCAAUGCCAAGAUUGACAUGUUUAAGGGGUCUAUGAGGCUAGGCGUGGACAAAUGGGGCCGUAUCGAGGAAACCAAACCUGCAGACUUCACCGUCAAAGAAGAUAACAACCUUUCGUUGGUUGAGUACGAGUUGGUGAGCGUUGAAGAAUAGAGAUUUUUGUCCUAUGAAGUGCAUUCUGCCUCUUUUAGUCUCAUCUGUUAGGUGAAAUGGAAUUAUAUCUUAGGUAAUGCGGGCUUGGCUACUGCUAAUGAAGUGCAACUUUCCCUCUUUUAUCUCUUUUUAUCUCUUAUUAUCAUGAUUUGCUAUAAAUUAUGUACAUCCAGGUUUGAGGUGAAUGUUGAAGAAAAAGGUAGUGGAAUUUUGCCUCUAUAGUUAAGAAAGGCAUUUUAGUGAUUAAAAAAUCCCCAGUUUCGAAAUAUGGGGGUUUGGCAUAGUGUUUUUUAUAAUUAUCAUGCUAUCGUGAUGCCUGUUUAUGAAGAUUUACCCCUGGUAUUCAGCUCAAAUAUUGCUAACAGGAAAAUCGUGGUAAAUCUUACUCCAACAAAGAAGCGUUGUGAUGAACUGUUUCCAUGACUUUCUGCAUGUUGUAAGUAUUCCCCGAACGUAAUCAUUUAUUGGAUUGCAUCAGUUCAAUCCGCUUAAACAUUUGGGCUUGUUGGGUUGCGAAUUUUGGAGAAAUGGC